Molecule: messenger RNA, 1551 nt
Organism: Amphimedon queenslandica
Lineage: Eukaryota; Metazoa; Porifera; Demospongiae; Haplosclerida; Niphatidae
Exons: 6
Coding region: 31-1551 (506 amino acids)
Source: RefSeq, a predicted model, not a curated record
AGAUGUAUAAGUGAAGCUACUCUGGAUGAAAUGGAGAGGAUAGAUCAGAGGAGGUCACUGGAUGACAAGAAGACCACUCUAUUGACUGCCAUGCAAGAAACAGUGUCUAGCGACUACAGGAAACUUAAAGAUAUUGCCACAGUGCUGUCUGAUGUUGAAGAAACAAGAGCUGUAGCUAAUAAAAUGAUGGCCAAAUAUGUGGAAAAAAUUCCUCAAGAAGAUGAUGGUACAGCAGUACAACCACAGGAGGCAGUAGGUGGUAAUGAAGAUCGUGCUAGUGAUAUAUUGAGGAAUAAUUAUAGUGCUCUUUCUCAGUCAAUUACUGAACCAGUUCGUAUAGCAAAGUUGCUUCAUGAAGAGGUUAUACCUGAUGAGGCUCUGUCUUGUGUCAUAUCUACCAGAAGUACUAUCUCUGACAGUAGAGCAGUUCUCCUCAAAGCUGUACGAGAUGCUGUUCACUCCAAUUACAAACACCUGGAGUUGUUUGUUACUGUAUUGAGGAAGUUUUCAGAGACUGCUCGUAUUGGAGAUACUAUUUUUGAAGAAUACAGAAAACAUUGUGACUGUUAUGAUGAUGAUGAUGAUGUUGAAGAUGGUGUAGCAAAGCAUCUUCCCAUAGAAAAGUCCAUGUCUACUAGUUCAGAAAGUUCAUCUUUGGAUGAUGGAGAAAUGAAUAAACAUGGUGAUCAUAAAAUCCUUUUUUCCCGUAGUAUGAAGAAAGAGUUUAAAAGAAUGAGAAUGAAGUUUGGCUCUACAUUUUAUCAAGUUCAGCGUAGUUUUUCCAACAGAAAAGACAUUUUAAUUAUUGAUGACGUAAAGGAACUAAUUAUUCACUGGUUUCCUGAUCUCGCAUCUGAACUUUCUUAUAAGAAGACCAUUGGUGAUGUAUUAAAUGUAGUGAAAAGAAAGUGCAAUAUCAUUGACUUACAUCCCCUUGAAAAUUUAGCCUCUGAAUUCAACAUAGAUGAUGCUAAACCAGUCAUUAAGUCUUACAAAGAGGAAGCUAAGGAUUUCUGUAAGUCAAUAUCAGUGAAUCUUUGUCUUGAUGAGAAGCUACAAGCAGUUGCUACUCCGUCUCGCCUUUUAUGUGAAACUGUUGUAUUUGUGUUCAACUGGGAUCCUGAUGAAACUACAUUGCAGGAUAUCAAUGAUGUAUUGGAUGAGUUGGAGCUACUGGAUAAGUGCCGCAUACAGAUUGAUAAAGUUGGCCCUGGUAAAUCAGUUAUAGUGACCUGCUACUGUCCUGCUGAAUACACUGGGUUGCUUAAAAGCAUUGUCCUUGAGAAGAUAGAUAUGCUGCGAAGGGAAGGACUAAAGGAAUUUAUUAUAGGCAAAGAUACUGUAUGGGAUGCUCAAGACUUGCUAGUGCAGAUUAAUGAUCUGAAAACUGCUUUAAGAGACAGAGAUGAAAAGAUAAAGGCUGCUGAAACAGAUUUAGCAAGAUUCAAAGAACUAUCAGAAAACAGAUUAAAGAAAAUAGAAACAUUAGAAAUUAAUCUUGAAGAAAGUCGGCACAUUAAUGGUAUGAUUUAUAGUUUUAAAGUCUAUUAG